Aethina tumida (small hive beetle) is the source of this 6407-nucleotide messenger RNA. RefSeq names its product acetylcholine receptor subunit beta-like 1 (gene nAChRbeta1). The record is from RefSeq and is a predicted model, not a curated record. Bases 173 to 1753 code for a protein of 526 amino acids. Gene Ontology annotation, biological process: signal transduction; regulation of membrane potential; chemical synaptic transmission. The transcript is spliced from 10 exons. NCBI's taxonomy places the organism in Eukaryota, Metazoa, Arthropoda, Insecta, Coleoptera, Nitidulidae. Gene Ontology annotation, cellular component: synapse; postsynaptic membrane; neuron projection. Gene Ontology annotation, molecular function: transmembrane signaling receptor activity; acetylcholine-gated monoatomic cation-selective channel activity.
AUAUGUUGCGGUGUUUAUUUUUUUGGUCAUUAUUUUUUUUCGAAAUUUUGUGCGGACGCGUCCUGUGCCAUGGCUAAUCAGGAUUUAGCCGUGAGUUCAGUCAAAACUCGAUGCCGAUGAUCUACCGGGUUGCCAAAAAAACAAAAACAAAAAUAAAUUAAACAAUUGUGUCAUGCGCUACCCUCAACAGAGUAGUGGUCUUUUGGCCAACCUCGUCAACUACUUAAUUUUCAUCAGUUUUCUGAUAGUUAUCGGCAAUUGCUCAGAAGAUGAGGAAAGAUUGGUGCGGGAUCUUUUCCGGGGGUACAAUAAGCUGAUAAGGCCUGUACAAAACAUGACCGAAAAAGUCGACGUACGAUUCGGUCUAGCUUUUGUACAACUUAUCAAUGUUAACGAGAAAAAUCAAAUUAUGAAAUCGAACGUGUGGUUGAGGCUGGUGUGGAACGAUUACCAACUUCAGUGGGACGAGGCGGAUUACGGGGGUAUUGCGGUGCUCAGGUUACCCCCCGACAAAGUCUGGAAACCUGAUAUAGUGUUAUUUAAUAAUGCUGAUGGAAACUAUGAAGUUCGAUACAAAUCAAACGUGUUAAUUUAUCCGAACGGGGAAGUGCUUUGGGUACCACCGGCGAUUUAUCAGAGUUCAUGUACAAUAGAUGUAACGUACUUUCCAUUCGAUCAGCAAACGUGUAUAAUGAAAUUCGGCUCUUGGACGUUCAACGGCGACCAAGUGUCGCUGGCAUUGUACAACAACAAAAACUUCGUCGAUCUGUCGGAUUACUGGAAGUCCGGCACGUGGGACAUAAUUGAAGUGCCCGCGUACCUCAACAUUUACGAGGGCAACCACCCCACAGAAACCGAUAUCACUUUUUAUAUUAUUAUACGGAGGAAAACCCUGUUUUAUACUGUGAAUUUGAUAUUGCCCACCGUAUUGAUAUCGUUCCUGUGCGUCCUCGUUUUUUAUCUGCCGGCCGAAGCUGGCGAAAAGGUGACAUUGGGAAUUAGUAUUUUACUGUCACUCGUUGUGUUUUUGUUGCUCGUAUCAAAAAUCCUGCCACCAACUUCCCUCGUGUUACCGCUCAUCGCCAAAUACCUCUUGUUCACUUUUAUUAUGAAUACCGUCAGUAUUCUAGUUACCGUUGUGAUAAUCAAUUGGAAUUUUAGAGGUCCUAGGACACAUAGAAUGCCUUCGUGGAUACGUACCGUAUUCCUCAAUUACCUGCCUGCAUUAUUACUAAUGAAGAGGCCACGGAAAACCAGAUUGCGCUGGAUGAUGGAGAUGCCCGGCAUGGGAGUGCCCCCGCAUCCGUACGGCUCCCCCGCAGACAUCCCCAAGCACAUCAGGAAUGAUUUUAGUUCCAUCGAAUCGCAAAGCAAGGUGGAGGUGAUGGAACUGUCGGACCUCCAUCAUCCGAACUGCAAGAUCAACCGCAAGAUCAACUCGGAUCUUGGCGUCGGUGUCGGCGCGGAGAGUUGUAGACGCGAAAGCGAAAGCUCCGACUCCAUACUGUUGUCGCCGGAAGCUUCGAAGGCGACCGAAGCCGUCGAGUUCAUCGCCGAACAUUUACGCAACGAAGAUCUUUAUAUACAGACAAGGGAAGAUUGGAAAUACGUGGCCAUGGUGAUCGACAGGCUCCAGCUGUACAUGUUCUUCAUCGUCACGACGGCGGGCACGGUUGGCAUAUUGAUGGACGCGCCGCACAUCUUCGAAUACGUCGACCAAGAUCGGAUAAUCGAAAUAUACAGGGGCAAAUAAAGUGCGCCACGUCAGCCGACACCCGCCUACAAAUCACAUGGCUUCCACGCGGCCUAUCGAAGUGACAUUAUUUGUGUUAAAAAUUCCUUAUUGUAGUAAUCUGAAAGAAAGAAAGAAAAAAAAACGCGACCUCUCAGUUCUUCCAAUUCCGGGUACCGUUCGUUCGACGUGGGCGGGCGAGCUGCGCUGCCCGACAACGCCGUUCCGGUCGUCGGCCCGUUUCCGGAGCUGGGCCGGCGAUCCGGGGCGGCACACAUUCUUUGAGACCUGAAGAGCGAAACACUAUUUUUAUACAUUCGAAAUGGUUUCCUUAGCUUAACACAAUUGUUCCCGUACGUUGCGUUCGCCACCCGCCUGAUUUACGCCGAUCCCACCCCGACAACGCAGCUCACCCGCGGUCGCGCGACGGGGCGGCUUCAAAUCGAAACGUUUUGCUUUCCGUUCGACGUCUUGUUUUACCAUUUUUGACACUGUAUCAACGCAAAGUGUUACACCGGACACUCGUUUACGGACGCGAGUGUACGAUUAAAUAAUGUGACAAUCGACUCAAACUGAGUGUUAAAACCGUUCAACGUCAUCAAAAAAAUUAAUAAUACGUAUAGAAAAAAAUUGUUAAAAGAUGGCGCAGAUUUUUUAGAAGUUGCGUUAAUAUUUCUUUUUGGUUUUCUAGUUGUGUUUAAGAACUACUACAAUCGCACAUUGUUGAUUUUGUUUUGUUCGCCUUCACGUUCAGAUCUGUUUAAGAAAAGAAACAAUUUUUGGCGUGCAAAUGAAUUCGGAUACGUUGUUCAUUUGGUUUGCCAACAAAACUUGAAUCACACUGCCUUUAAAGAUCUGAAAAUACGUUUUUCCUUUUUAUUGUUGGAUUGAAGUGGUUUUUAAACGGGCUAAGUGUUUAUUAACUAUCACAUUAUUUAACUUUGGGUGCAUUUACGUAUUUGUUGCAGAAAUGGCAACAACAACAUUUGGAUUUGCGUUCUUCUAUUGGAGUGGUACUAUCGAUUUAUAGUAAAAAAUUGUAAAAUCGACAAUAAAAAUGGUUUAUUAUUAUUGUAUAUAUCUACACGAUAUAAAAUUUAGUGAAGUUUAGUAUAAGAAAUUAUAGAUGUCAUCUUACAUUAUAUAAAUGUUAUAAAAUAUCUUAAUAUCCAUUAGUUUUUUAAGACAAAAAAAUGAUCACAAAACAAAACAUGGACUUACAUAUUUAGUCCACAGCUAGAAGCACUUGAUGAGGGUAAAUCACAUAAUUUAUUAUACUUAGACUUAGUUUAUAGCUAUAUAGAUGUCACAACAUUUUAUUAACGUUAUUUUGCGUAUGAAAAUUACGAAUUGUAUCGACAUUUGUAUAUAAAAUGUCUAGGAACGAACAUUUACAUAUACUUUAGGUGUAUUUUUUUCUACAUUUGUGUAUUUAACUAAACAAAAUUAAUCAAUUAACGUAUUUUAUCAACGACGUCUCGAAGUUUCAUUCAUUAUUUCCUGGAUUUGAGCUUUUCGUACAAGUUUUUUGUGCACGAGUCAAAUUUCUGAGACGCCCGAGAUGUUUUUCAUGCUAGGAAACCUGUACGUCCCAAAACUGAUCAUUUUUGUGUACUCACUUUGAAAUACGUCAAUAUAUUGACAAAAAUUACUUAGGAACAACAUUAAAUUCCUAAAUGAAGUGACAAUAAUGAUAUUAUCUUCAUAAAAGGUUGCCUAAAGUUUGACAGGUCAGUUUAUGUUAUAAUCAUCGAUUUAUAGAUGAUGACUAUCACGUAGCAAGUGCAAAUUACUUUUAUUUAAUAAAAUUAUUGUAAAAUAAUUAAAAGGCAUAAACUGCCAUAAUGUAAGUGUAUUUAACAAACUGGCAUGUCAAUUGACAGUAAUACUAAAGUCAAUUUACUUGUAAAAGUGAUUACCCUAACAGUAUUUUUCUUGUUACAGUAAAUAAAAUAGUAUUUUUUUAAAAAUCACAAUUAGGUGAACUAAAAACAUCAAAAGUUAAUCGUUUAGGUUGGGACAUUGGGUACAAAGUUUCCUCAAAAACCGAAAUCCAGAUUUGUUGUUGUAAACUUCCGAAAUCAAUUGCAAUUAUACACUGUCUUCCUGAAGUUAUUCUUUAAAUUUUUGCUCAAAAUUACAAUAAAAAAAAUAAAAAUAAAAAUAAAGUAACAAAAUUGCUCAGCGCGUUGCUCAUGAAUUUAAAAUUAAAAAAAGAAAAAAAGUUAAAUAAUGUCGAUAGUCCAUCGAAUGUACCUAUGCUAGACUCGAAAAUUUUCUCCGCGAAAAUUGAUGAAUUAGAAUGUAGUCGUGUGAAUGCCAAUGCAAAUGAGAAACAUUAAACAAAAAAAAAACUACUGUCGUAUGUUUAGAAUAGUGAGUAGAGUGAAUGACUUAGGCAGUGUUAUACCGUAAGGAUGUAAUUGUUAUUUUGUUAUAGGCUGAAAAUAUAGUGGAACUGAAUCAGUCUGGCUCAUUUUCACGAAUGAAAACAAAAACAUAUAAAACAAAAAUGGGAGAAAAUUGCCCGUCCAAAUUUCACCAGUUCAAAACAUCUUUUAUUUGAAUCAAGACUGACCGCAACAAUUGUAACAAGACAUCGAAAAUGAGGAUAAUUAUUUGAAAAUUCACUAUAUUUUCACUCCAAUUGUUAUUUAAUAUCAAGGUAGACCAUUAAGCACGACAAGUCCUACACAUCAAACGCUUUGUAUCCUAGUUGUCUGUGUAGGGAACAAGAUGAAAUCAAUAAAUAUUUUUUGUGAUAUUUAAACAAAUCUGCGCCAAGCCAAUAAAAAGUGCAGUGUGUAAGGCAAUCUCAGUUUGUGAUCACCGUCACAGGUGAUCGUCACACCUUAUUACAAUAGUAAUUUAUCAAUAUGGAGCUCGAACGGUCGUUGUAACGUGCAAUUAAUAGUGUCCCUAAAAAAUUAAAUGUUUAAAUGGAUGUUUUAAUAAAAAAAAACUAUAAAGUGAAUCGCACAAUUUUGUACAGUUGACCUCUGUAAAAGAAUGAUUCGGCAUUGUGAUAUUGAGGUGCCAAAAUUUCAAGUUUUUCUUUUGUUUCUUUUAUGGAGGUUGUUUUAUUAAUCCAAUUUUAAUAAUAAUACAUAUAUAACAAUCAAAUAUAUAUGCAUGUGAAUGUUUAAAUAGCACUAAACAAUAAGAUAUAUAUGUUUGUAGGACGUAGUGUUAAUAUUUUUUAUUAAAUGUGCUAACAAUUGUCUACAUGCUUAUAAAAUGUAUAUAUUUAAAUAAAAAAUAUUAAUAUUAGUACAAAGUAUAUUAAAAUAAAGGAUGCACUAUUAUUUUCUGGACAUGUUACAACGACGCGUCUUCUUGAGCUGAUCUCAUACUUUUCGGAUAUGUAAAAUAAAAUCGUCUAUUUUUUCUGUUUUAGAUAUAAUUUUGCAUAUCUGGAAAUUAUACUAAACAUGUCAUUGAUUCAUUUUCUGUGACAAUUUGCUCAAUAUAAGGAUUUUGUAGUCGGAAAUUAUAUAUUCAUAGGCCAUCUAGAAUAAUAUUGUACAGGUUUAGCAUAGUGUAUCAUUGAAUUUUGUUUACAAGAAGCUACCACAGAGAGGAACGUCGAAAAGCGCUGUUUCUUAUAUUUCAUUUCCACAAACUUUCUAUAAAGGGCUUUGUGAACAUUGAAGGUCUUCCAAAAUUUCGACGUCCUUCUCUUUGGCACUUCUGGAUGUAAAUCAUGCAAUAAUUAUAUUGGCCUAUAACAAAUAACUACAAUUUGUAUCAUCUCACACAACCAACGAUGAUGUUAAAUAUUAAAAUAUUACAAUUAUUAAUUUAAGACAAAUAUCAUCCGGAGUUGGGGAUUAUUAUAUUGAAAUUUGUAGGGUUAAUGUUUAGGAAAAUCGUCCUGAAAUCUAAUUGUAACUUUAACUUGUAGUAUUUUAACAUUACAUACACUUUGUAUAUCCAACACUUUUUUAACCAGGCAAAAAACUAAAUCAAAAUACCUUUCAUCAAUAUCAAAAAACAUAAAUAAUCGUCCAGUCCUUUGUCCGUGGAUAAAGUACUGUACUAUAACUAGCAAAUUGUAGUUAUAACUAUACGUUUUCAUGUAAUAUAUUCAACUAGAUCUAAUGAUUACGGGUAAAGAAGAAACUAUUUUCAAUCACAUUCCUCAAUACCGUGACAUCAAAUCUGGUAUAAAUCUAUAACUCCAUUAUUAUUAAUAAAUAUUAUUAUUAUCGUAACUGUUGUUGAGAAAUGAUGGUUGUUUAUAAUUUUUCCUCUCCUGGUGGUAACUACUUUAAGGUCACUAACAAAUUGUACCGUAUAGCACUGCCUCUUGUGUUUCAGCACUUAAACGCUUGGAACACCACUUGACUAAAUAAAUGAAAUAAUACAAAUAAAUCCAUUACCUGUGUUAUAAUAAUUGUAGAGGUAAGGAAGAUAAAAUAUGUUAAUGUUAACUAUUUUUAUUUAGUUUACCGCGUUUUUCCCCCGACACCCUAACAUUGCAAUAUAACACCAAAUAAUAUGAAAUAUAAGAGUUGAUAUACCUCAUAUGCGACUGUAAACUAAAUAAACUGUUUAACAUGCGUAUUUUAUAAUUUUCUAACUGAACAUGGGUUCAACGAUAAAAUGUUAUAAUAAUGUUAAAAUGUAUCAGACAGACAAGCAUUUACAAUAAAAUACGCAAAAUAAUUGUUAA